This is a messenger RNA of Porites evermanni, 459 nucleotides long. The record is from the annotation of a GenBank genome assembly. Lineage: Eukaryota; Metazoa; Cnidaria; Anthozoa; Scleractinia; Poritidae.
CUCGAUUACCACACUGAUAAGAUCGAAUAUCUGGAGAACCAAAGUAGAAGGAGGAAUAUUCGAAUAGACGGCAUUCGAGAGGAAGAAGCAGAAACCUGGGACAACACCGAAACCAAAGUCAAGGAGAUACUCAAAGAGAAGCUUAACCUCGAUGAAGAACCGGAUAUCGAGCGGGCUCAUCGAGUCGGCAGAAGAGCAAAUGCUACAACUGGCUCCGUAAGACGUCCAAGGACCAUCGUUUGUCGCCUCCGCGAUUGGAAGCAAAAAGAACAGAUCAUCAGAAGUGCAAGGAGAAUCAAGCCCCCUGGAAUUUUUGUUAAUGAAGACCUGGCACAAGGAACCCAUGACAAGAGGGAAGAGCAGCGUCCUAAGUCUGAAGAAGCGAGAAGAAACGGGAAAAUAGCCUAUUUCGUUUUAGACAGGCUGGUUAUUAAAGACAGAAUUGACCGUCCCAGUUAA